This is a messenger RNA of Pararge aegeria (speckled wood butterfly), 5344 nucleotides long. RefSeq names its product ubiquitin conjugation factor E4 A (gene Ube4A). Gene Ontology annotation, biological process: protein polyubiquitination. NCBI's taxonomy places the organism in Eukaryota, Metazoa, Arthropoda, Insecta, Lepidoptera, Nymphalidae. The transcript has 16 exons. Bases 189 to 3299 code for a protein of 1036 amino acids. The record is from RefSeq and is a predicted model, not a curated record. Gene Ontology annotation, molecular function: ubiquitin-ubiquitin ligase activity. Gene Ontology annotation, cellular component: ubiquitin ligase complex; cytoplasm; nucleus.
AUUACAGUCAGCGUUUUUGUGAAUGCUGAUUGUGUUUGUCUAAAUUAAAAGCAAAAAAAUAAGUAUUACGGAAUUAAAGUAUAUUUUAUUAGCCCUUUGACUUGAUUAUAAACAGUUGCUUGCUUAAAAUGUGAUUAAAAUAUCCGUUUGUGCAAUUAUUUUGGUUUCAUUCCAAGGUUUGCAAUAAAAUGUCUGAUCCAAGUAACCCUUUUGCGGGUCUAUUAGGAGUGUCUGGAACUGGAUUGAGGAAUACAAAUGGCGCGGAAUGUAACAGCAGUCCAGUAUCAUUGGACUGCAAGCAGUCGCAAGAGGAGGCCCGGAUUCAGACAAUAAACAAACUUGUUGAGAAUGUUUUCCAUUUCACCAUCAAUUCAAGUGCUGUGGAUGGCCAAACCGAUGAACAGUUGGUAUAUCUAGAAGAACUAGCGCAAGCUAUGAACCCUAAGGUUUAUAUUGAUUUAGAAACAUUGGAGCAGGCACUUUUUGAAAGAUUAUUGUUACAAGACAUUGAGAACAAUGUUAUACCCAAAACAAACAAAGCGCUUAAGGAACAUAUAACACAGAAACAAGUCUUUCCAUAUUUAUUUGGCUCCAUGGAAAAUGUUCAGAGUUUCAGUCAAACAAAUAACCAGUAUAUAAGGGGUGCAUUGGAAAAAAUGAAGGAGCUUAUUCUUCGUAAUGCUGUGACAGCAUUAAAACAGCCUGCACUAUUUGAGGGACAAGAAUUUUCAUUGCAGCUGGUAGAAAUAUUACAAAGUGGAGGGCCCCAAAGUCAUACAUUUUUUAGUGAAUUAGUAGAAGCAUUUAUCGCUGAUGAAACUGAAGAUUGUCAAAACCAACUGCGAAUAUCAAUGAUACCAGUUCUAAAGAGGAUUCAAUUUGAUAUAGACAAGUCAAACUUAAUAAAUCUACCCAUUUACAUAUUACCAUCAAUACAACUAUUUGCAGGUAAUCCACAUUUAGCAUGGAUAUUGUUGGAAACAUGUGAACCAAAAAAUGAGACAAAUGGAAGACUGUACCAAGAAUCUGUUAUUGGGGCUUUGUUGAGCUUGUCAGUUUUACCUCGGAACACUACAGCCAUGCAUGAUUUUUUUGAUAAUCCUAUGGACCAGGCAGCCACAUCAAUGAUCGAAACAUCUAUCUGGAAUGCAUCGUCACACCUUACGAAUAAUUUGCACAAAAUAUUUUUAACUCUGCUAAAAGGUGGUCCAACAAUAAAAAACAGAUUACUAUCAUGGAUAGGAAAGUGUUUAAAAAAUAAUGCUGCCAGAGGAAAACUUUGGAAUGUUCAGGCUGGAGUAAUGAGUGUGGCAACGUUACGCUGUGUUUCUGAUGGAUUUAUGUUAAACCUUGGUGCAGUUCUUUUGCAGUUGUGCCAACCAUUUUGUACAAUGGCUAAUGAUCCAAAGUCACUUAAAAUUGAUCCUACUUACGGUGCAGUACUGCCAGAAGAAUGUGCAGCAAAAUCUGUCCAUCUUGAUUGUCUGCACACUGAAACAUGUUUAUUGCCAGCACGUGAAUCGGAGGAUGGGCAAACGAUGAAGAGGCCGACCGCUGACACAUACAGUUUUGUUACAGAGUGCUUCUUUAUGACACAGAAGUGUAUUGACUUAGGUGUACGUGUGUGUGCGGAAAAACUAUGGCGCUGCGGUCAGGACCUGGGGAGAGCUCAAAGAGCGAUUGCGGAUGCAGCAUCGGCCCACCACAUGAUUGAACCUAUGCGACAGCAGGCACAGUUCCUUAUGACCAAGUUCGUCAGCUUUCGAUGCGCGCUUCUUGAGAACGAGAUGCUAACAAACCUGCACCGCCUGCAAGCCAUGACGUGCACUUGGCUGGCGCAAGUGGCGGCGCGACCUAACCCCGAAGUGCCGCAAUCCAGCUACGCGCCCUUAACUGUUAUGCCGAUGCAAAUGCCUAUUACUACACCACCUCCUGAUACUUUAAGAUGCAUUCCAGAAUUCGUACUAGAGAAUAUAGUUGUGCUGAUAACAAUGGCACGGCGUACUGUAGGCGCCAUCACCGAGGAAGCUGACAUCGCAGGACUGUUGGAACCGGCGCUGACGCUUGUACUCACCUUCAUGGGCGACUCGUCGCGGACUUACAACCCGCACUUGAGGGCUCGUCUCGCAGAAUGUCUCGAAGCAAUGUUGCCGAAUCACCCGGAUGAUCAGCAACCAUUGAGCAAUAUUGCGUCAUUCUACAGGGAGCAACUCUUCAAAAACCACCCACAUAGACUGCAACUCUUGCCUUGCCUGCUGGACGUGUUUGUAGGGAUAGAAAUGACGGGGCAAAGUGUGCAAUUCGAGCAAAAGUUCAACUAUCGCCGUCCGAUGUACCUCGUUAUGGAUUUCCUUUGGGGCAUCGAGGAACAUAGGGACGCUUUUACGCUAUUAGCAAGAGAAGCCGAAUCUAACAUGGACGCAGUGCACCCACCGAUAUUCCUACGCUUCGUCAAUUUAUUGAUGAACGACGCCAUUUUUCUGUUGGACGAAGCGCUGGGGAACAUGGCCCAGAUACGCACGAUGCAAACCGCCCAAGAAUCGGGAGCAUGGGCCAACUUGCCCGCUCAAGAACGCGAACAGAACCUCGCCAAUCUGUCACACAUUGGCAUGCUAGCACGGUUCGACAACAUCCUCGGUCGGGACACUAUACGGACCCUUGUGAGGCUCACCGCGCACGCUCCGUACGUGUUUUGCCAUCCCACCCUCGUAGACCGAAUCGCCUCCAUGCUCAACUAUUUCCUGCUGCAUCUCGUGGGACCUAAUAAGAAGAAUUUUAAGGUGAAAGAUUUGAAAGAGUACGAGUUCGAUCCAGCGAAAACGGUAAUGGACAUUUGUCAGAUGUACGUGGAACUGGGCAACAACCAACGCUUCUGUGCCGCCGUGUCUGACGACGGCCGCUCCUAUUCGCCGCAGCUGUUCACGCUUGCGGAGGCCGUACUAGUGCGCAUCGGAGGUGGUGGUCUUAUAACAUCGCUGCAGGAGGUGGCAGCGCGAGUUGGCACGCUGGCUGUGCAGCGGCAACGGGACGAGGAGAUCCUGGCGAACGCGCCCGAGGAGUUCCUUGACCCCAUCAUGAGCACCCUCAUGAUGGACCCCGUCAUACUGCCAAGCUCGAGAACAACCGUCGACAGAAUCACUAUCGCCAGACAUCUUCUAAGCGAUCAGACGGAUCCGUUUAACCGUUCUCCGCUGUCUAUGGAUCAGGUGAAGUCGAACACCGAACUCAAGGAUCGCAUACAGGCGUGGAUCAGCGAACAGAGGCAAAAGAAUGAUCCUAAUAACGUCAAUACUUCUUAAUGUAAACGUCUAUUUAUUGUACAUUUUACUUGAACGAGUAAGGCUAGACUUAUAUGAAGGCUUACUAUCACAACUUCAACUGAAUAUUUUCUGUACUUCCCUUUUUGUUUCUCAAUGUGAUUGUUUUGAUACCAUCAAAAGCCUAUAGCAGACGAAGUCGAUGACAGUUAGAAAUAUGACUAUUUUCGAAUAAAUGUCAUGUAGCAACCGAAACCUGAAUUUGGCAGGAUUAUAUAGCAUUCAGCUAUAUAGCCUUUGAGUUUUAUAAAUUUAAAAUGCAUAUGAACAAUUUCGGAACCGGCAGGAUUUGAACAUGCGACUCUGGCAAUCGCGCCCUGAGCGCUUUUUCCGACUAAGCUACGGCUCUCCAAAAACACUAAUAAAAAUAAUAAAAUUAUACCAUUGAGAUUAUAUAUUUCGUCAUAUAUGCAAUAUAUCAGAGUUACUUGGCCGAGAAACGCCCCCGGUUACUCCAACUGCCCGAUUUAAUAACUUUUCCAACAACAAGGUCGUCUCGUUACAAAACACAUGCAUAAUUUAACACUGAUAGUUGUAAACUUAUCGCAUAUUUUGUAUGAGCAUAACUAUUACAAUAUAAAAAAUGUGAGUGAACUUUGUUAGCUUAGUGACUAACACUUAGCUAUAUCUAUAUACUUAGCUAUCCUUCGGGAGAUCGAUUUCAAUACCCGGCAAGCAUAUCUAAAUACCCGUAAAGCAAUAAAAUAUCACUUUAUUACUUUAAUUUUUUAUUUUAUUUAUACAGUGUAGGAAAACAUGCCUGCAUGCCUGAGAGUUUUCCAUAAAGUUCUAAAAGACGUGUUAUGUCUUUGUCUGUCGAUUCGCACUUGACCAUUGUGGUGCACUACGUCCCUUCCCAUUUAGAAACAGGAGACACGUGCCCUUUAGUAGGCCGUUAAUGAGCUGACAAUGAUUAUGUACUUCUGAUUCAAUCCAGAAUCUAUCACUAUUCCUGUAUUUGCAUACUGUGAUAGCCAAAAAAAAGCAAGUUUUAUAGUGUCCAUUAUAAAUAAAUAAAUUUCAGUACAGAUAGCACGAUCCUACUUGGCCGGCAUUUAGUUCGCUCUUCGGGUUCGCACAAGUACAAUGUACAAUAUCAUUAUAUAAUUCAUUAAAACUGUAUCUUCGCAGCCACUCGUUACUUAGUUCCGUGCGACCAACUUAGGUUGCGUUCUGUAAAUUUUUUUGAUUUAUUGAAGAUUGGCGAAAAGUUAUCUGCAGAUCUUUGAACUAUUAAUUGUUCUUAAUCGAUAUCGAUUUAUCCCUGCAUUAUCUACACGUACUGCUAGAUGUCUAUGCAGUGCUGUGAAACAACAACAGCAUCGAGAAUUAAAAAAGAAUAAAGAGUUUUGAUCAAGAAUACUGUCUGCUUAUAAGAUUAAAAGGGUAUUACAUUACACCUUACCUCCUUGAACCGAAAGCUGACACCAACACAAACAUUCCAAAAGAUACUUUACGUCAGGCUAAGUUGGUUGGCCUUGAAAAAUGUGCCAAAACCAAACCACGAGUAUGUCUUCACGUUUGAAGAAAUGUUGUGCCGACCGCACAUAGGCCAAGUAGAAGACUGUGAUAGAUAGAAAUUGCAAUGAUCUGCAAAUAAGUUUAUACAUACUCAGAUAGAACUUAGAUAUGCAACCGCUUAGGGCCACUAAGAUUUAUUGUUCAGCGUCCUACAAAUCAUAGGUAAGGUUAGGCUACGGAGAUACUAUCAGCUUAGGAAGAAUAGGGUUAUUCUAAACGGUUCAGUUUACGUAACAAAAUUGAAAAUUAUCCAUUGAGGAAUUCGUUAAAUGUUGAUAGUAAACCUUCUUUAGUGUCAUAACUCACUAGCGCGGCACGACCUGUUGCGUUUAGACGUGCUUUUUUAUUGUCUUUGACGCAAUUUUGAAUCUUGACGCAUUACCGCGGUCGUCGCGUGCUGCGUCUAUUUUAAAGAGAAAACGCGUAUUAUUGCUAAUGGAGCAAAAGAACUUAAAGUAUUAAAAAUAUAUAUAAGUCUUCAUAGCGAAAGAAAUAUAUUUUGUCCC